Molecule: messenger RNA, 3409 nt
Organism: Gallus gallus (chicken)
Lineage: Eukaryota; Metazoa; Chordata; Aves; Galliformes; Phasianidae
Gene: ACTR3
Product: ARP3 actin related protein 3 homolog
Exons: 12
Coding region: 1596-2588 (330 amino acids)
Biological process (GO): Arp2/3 complex-mediated actin nucleation
Cellular component (GO): actin cortical patch; Arp2/3 protein complex
Molecular function (GO): actin filament binding
Source: RefSeq, a predicted model, not a curated record
UGCCGCCGGAGAUGGCGGCGGGGGGCGUGCGGCGGCACGGGAGGGCCGGGCCGGGCGGGGUAGUAGCGCGCUGCCGUCUCCCCUCACCCCAUCCGCUGGCGGAGGGGAGGCCCCGGCGCGCAGCCCGGGAGGCCGCGGGGGCCGUGCCCGCUGCCCGCGGCGCUGAGGGCGCGGUGCCGGGCGCUGAGGGAGCCCCGCAGAGGGCGGGCGGCGCUCCUGCGGAGCGCGGUGCUCGGAGCUCUGCCGCCCGGCCGCGCGCUCGUGGCCGUGAUUUUCUGGGUGUGCGGCUCAUGUCAUUUAUUCUAUGCUACUUCUCUCAGUGGAAGGGGAAAGAAAAAAAAGAACCCCUCCCCCGCCAGUGAGCAAGCGCAGAGGAACUUCCUUAGUUUUGUCAAAGCCUCUUCCUGCUUUCAGGCUUUUAUACCUUAUAAGGCAGUUUUCAGUGUCAAACCUGAAGCAAAUCCGUUUUAGAAACUCUUCUUUUUAUUUAGCAGCGCGCCAAAAGGUGAAGAGGACGGGAUGCCGGCGAUGUGCUGCGUGAAGCACGGCCCUUUGGGGAGGGAGCCCCGGGGGUUCGGCCCCUCCAGCCAUGCGCUGUGUGCUGGGUGCCCUGCGGAGCUGCAGCACGGCCUGGGUGCUGCCGGGGGUCACUGGGCUGCUCGCAGCAGCGCUCAGGAAGUGAAAACCACGCGGCAGCCGCUCUCUGCAGUGUGGUUACAUGGAUAGAAUGUUUCGUUUGAGCCCUUGGCGAAGGUUGGGUUCUUAUUGGGAGGAGAAGUACCGGUGUUAUGGGCCCAGCUCUUCCUCUUUGGCUAGCGCUGGUGGUUCUGAAACUUGUCUUUCUGUUUUGGUUCUCGUCAGUCUUCCUGCAAGUAAUGGGGGAAGUUCCUGGGUGAAUGCAGCCUAGGGGUAGAUAUUAGCAAUACGCUUCAGAAAGGAUGUGCUCAUCUGAAACUGAAAGCACAUCCUUGUCUUCUGUUCCAGAGAAUCCAUUUGGUUUAGGAUAUUAGUAAGUCUCUUGCAAGAAGAGCAGCUGUGUAUGUCUGUAAUGUCUAUUUGUUUAAUGUUUGUGUGGAGAAGUCCUAUUUGUAGUUAGAGCAAGAGCAAAACCCUUAAACUUUGUGGGAUAAACACAGCAGGAAUGAGAGCAUGUGGUUGCAUGUACUGGAAGCAUACAGGUGUAAUAUGAUGGCCUGGCCUCUUUUCCCAGGUAAUGAGCAAUAGAAUGAGAUGUGACAGCCUCAAGUUCUGCCAGUGGAGGUUCAGGUUGGAUAUUAGCAAGUCUCUUCUCAGAAAGAGUGAUAAUAAACUGGAACAGGCUGCCCUGGGACGUGAUGGAGCCAAGAGCUAUGGAGAUUUGCUGCUGAGUGACAUGGUAUACGAAGCUCGGAUAUGCCGGUAACACUGAGCCACAGUUCAUUAUUCCUUCCUGUAUUGCUAUCAAAGAAUCAGCAAAAGUGGUUGAUCAAGCACAACGAAGGGUUUUGAAAGGUGUUGAUGAUUUAGACUUCUUUAUUGGAGAUGAAGCAAUAGAAAAACCAACUUACGCAACCAAGUGGCCCAUCCGCCAUGGUAUAGUUGAAGACUGGGACCUGAUGGAAAGGUUUAUGGAGCAAGUAAUCUUUAAGUAUUUAAGAGCAGAACCCGAGGACCAUUAUUUUCUUUUGACUGAACCUCCAUUAAAUACUCCAGAAAAUAGAGAAUAUACUGCUGAAAUCAUGUUUGAGUCUUUCAAUGUUCCAGGACUAUAUAUUGCUGUUCAGGCUGUCCUUGCCUUAGCUGCAUCUUGGACGUCAAGACAAGUAGGAGAACGGACACUGACUGGCACAGUUAUAGACAGUGGUGAUGGUGUCACUCAUGUCAUUCCUGUGGCUGAAGGAUACGUGAUUGGCAGCUGUAUCAAACACAUUCCAAUUGCAGGGCGAGAUAUAACAUACUUCAUUCAGCAGCUGCUGAGGGAGCGAGAAGUAGGAAUUCCUCCUGAGCAAUCCUUGGAAACAGCUAAAGCAGUGAAGGAACGUUUUAGUUACGUUUGCCCUGACUUAGUAAAAGAAUUUAACAAGUAUGACACAGAUGGUACAAAGUGGAUUAAACAGUAUACUGGAAUUAAUGCUAUCUCAAAGAAGGAAUUUACCAUUGAUGUUGGCUAUGAGAGAUUCCUGGGGCCAGAGAUAUUUUUCCAUCCUGAGUUUGCUAAUCCUGACUUCACGCAACCAAUCUCAGAAGUAGUAGAUGAAGUUAUUCAGAAUUGUCCCAUUGAUGUUAGACGUCCUCUGUAUAAGAAUAUUGUCCUCUCUGGAGGUUCAACCAUGUUCAGGGACUUCGGGCGCCGUUUACAGCGAGACUUGAAAAGAACUGUUGAUGCCAGACUGAAACUUAGUGAAGAACUUAGUGGCGGCAGACUGAAGCCUAAGCCCAUUGAUGUACAAGUCAUUACACACCAUAUGCAAAGAUAUGCCGUUUGGUUUGGAGGAUCAAUGCUGGCUUCCACACCUGAAUUCUACCAAGUAUGCCAUACCAAAAAAGAUUAUGAAGAAAUUGGUCCUAGCAUCUGUCGUCACAACCCAGUGUUUGGAGUUAUGUCUUAAAGCUGACCUCGCAGGGGUCAGGGGCAGGGAAGUGGGGAGGAGUCUUUCUGAUUACUUGUUUGUCUGAUGGCCGGUAUUAAGAUAACAAACAUGACUUGACAAUAAGGAAAAGACCAAACACAAUUAAACAAGGUUAUUUUAAUAAGUGUCUCAACAUGCGGAUGUAGUGGAAAGCCAAAAUGAUCACGUUUUUUCUUUAGAUUGAUUAUUUGAACCUGUGCGUAACAAAGUGGAUUUUAGUUCUUUCUGUGCCCUGAUAUUUUGUAUAUUAAUGAAUUAUCCAAGAUUUGAUGGGAUUUGACAGUGUAUAGAUAGUCAGCUCUCUAAUGCUUCAGUUGUACCUUUUCCUGGGUACAAAGCUGGAGUUUGUUUAUAUUUCUUACUUUUUUAUACUUUGAGGAAAAAAAAAAUACGGAUUAAAGAAACUGUAAUAUUUGAGGGGAAAAAAAAAAGAAUUUACCAGUGACCAUCUUAAAAAUAAAUUUAAAAAAAAGUCAUCAUGAUUCAUGCAACUAGUUGUUGCAAAUCACAGCCAAUCUAAGUCCUGGGUUCCAUACAAUACGAGUGCUUUUGGAACUAAGAAGCUCCUAUCUUGGAUUAACCGAUGCCUGCCUAGUGCUUUCUGAUUACUCGGUGCAUUUUCAUUCUAUCUCUUGCUUUAAAAAAAGAAAAAAAAAAGAAAAAAAAGAAAAAAGACAAGACUUGGACCAGUAUUGCAGUUCUGUAGUGUCAUUUCUAAUUAAAACCAAAUAAUCAGGUUAUCAAAAUUGGUGUAUUUAAAGCCUAACACCAUUCCAAUAAAGGCACAAAAUUUCUUUUUA